Canis lupus familiaris (dog) is the source of this 939-nucleotide messenger RNA. It is a transcript of the gene OR10N1, whose product is annotated as olfactory receptor family 10 subfamily N member 1. NCBI's taxonomy places the organism in Eukaryota, Metazoa, Chordata, Mammalia, Carnivora, Canidae. Gene Ontology annotation, biological process: G protein-coupled receptor signaling pathway. Bases 7 to 939 code for a protein of 310 amino acids. The record is from RefSeq and is a predicted model, not a curated record. Gene Ontology annotation, molecular function: G protein-coupled receptor activity; olfactory receptor activity. Gene Ontology annotation, cellular component: membrane. The transcript has a single exon.
AGGAACAUGAGGAAUCACACAGAGCUCCGUGAGUUUAUUCUACUGGGAAUACCUCAGACAGCGGGAAUGGAGACUGUGCUAUUUGUCAUCUUCUCACUUAUUUACCUCUUCACCUUGCUGGGCAAUUUACUCAUCCUUACAGCAGUUGUUUCUUCCUCUACCCUUCACACCCCUAUGUACUUCUUCCUGGGACUCCUAUCUAUUUUUGACAUGUUGUUUCCAUCUGUAACCUGUCCCAAGAUGCUGUUCUAUCUCUCUGGCCAAAGUCACGCCAUUUCUUACGAGGGCUGUGUUGCACAGCUCUUUUUCUACCAUUUCCUGGGGUCUACUGAAGGGUGCCUCUAUUCUGCAAUGGCAUAUGACCGCUUUGUGGCUAUCUGCCACCCCCUGAGGUAUAUGCUCAUCAUGAGACCUGGGGUCUGUGUUGGCUUGGUCAUGGCAGCCUGCUUGGUGGGUUGUCUUCACGCCACCAUCCUGACCUCCUUCACCUUUCAGUUAACAUACUCUGGCUCCAACCUGGUGGACUACUUUUUCUGUGACAUUCCUGCUGUCUUACCCCUGGCCUGUGCUGACAGCUCCCUGGCCCAGAGAGUGGGCUCCACUAAUGUUGGGUUUCUGGCUUUAAUGCUCUGGUUCAGUGUUUGUGUCUCCUACACGCGCAUUGGGAUUGCCAUUCUGAGAAUCCGCUCGGCAGAGGGCAGGCAGAAAGCUUUCUCCACCUGCAGUGCCCACCUCACUGCAAUCCUCUGUGCCUAUGGUCCUGUGAUCAUCAUCUAUCUGCAGCCCACACCCAACCCCUUGCUUGGGGCUAUGGUACAGAUAUUAAAUAAUAUUGUGUCACCCAUGCUGAACUCAUUAAUCUAUUCCUUAAGAAACAAAGAAGUGAAAAGUUCCCUAAAAAGAGUGUUCCGCCAUCUAGUAUUUAUUUCUCUGGAAUAA